AUGACGACACGCGGGUGGAAUUUGAUUCGUAGCAAACCAGGAUUCGCGACUCAAGAAGAUCAAUGGGUCGGUACAAAACAACUAGGAGAAGGCGGUCAAGGCUGUGCAGGUUUAUUCGUCAAACGGGAUCCAAGCACACAAAAGAUCGUGGAUCGUAUGGUGGUCAAGGAGGCAGAUGUAACUAACUGGACCAAGGAGUACGAGUUCUUUGGUCCCAAGAAAGACAUUCCCAGAGAACACUACAUGAGCAUGAUCAUGCCUAAAGGCUCGAACAAUACGAUCGAUGUGAUGGGCUCUCGAUUGUUCCGCGACAGAAGCUGUAUUCGGCUAUACAUGGAAUAUUGCCCGGGAGGCGAUUUGUCGCAUUUUCUUGGAUUGUACCUCGAUCAAUCACUUACUUUCCCGGAGCCCUAUCUCUGGAAAGUAUUCCAAGAUCUCGCUCGAGCAAUACAUGCCAUGGACAACUUGUCUGGUCACGGAUUGCAAGGAGGUGAAUCUAUAGCUCAUAUCGACUUCAAACCGGCCAACAUCUUCCUUUGCUUGCCCGAUGAGAACAAUUUUCCAAAGUACCCUGUCGCCAAGUUGGCUGAUUUUGGGGGUGCAAUAAUUUGUUCAUCACGAGAUUCUGAGAAGGUGCACUCGGACAAGGUUCUUGAUGGUGCAUUUUCGCCAGGUUAUGCUGCUCCUGAGGUGGAACGGUUCUUCAAUCCUGGUCCCGCAGAUCGCAUCCCGGCAAGAGACGCAAGAGCUGGUGUCGUGCUGGCAGAUAUACCCAAAAGGGUUACCACUGCUACCAACGUCUGGAAUGCAGGCUUGAUCAUGCUCGAUCUCAUGAGUCUUCAGCAGUUGAAUUGGCCCAAGUUCAUAUCUCAAGUAUACAGUGCUCGUGAUACAUGGCUUGACAAUCUCAUCAACCAGAAGGACACUCAUCCCAGAUUGAAAGGCUAUAGCACUUUGCUCAAAGAUACAGUCAUACAAUGUCUCAACUAUGACCCCAGUCAGAGAACGACCCCAAAAGACCUCCUUGCUAGAGUCGAUCAGGGAGUGCGUCUGCAUGGUGGGCUCAUGCAAACCAAAGACUGCCUCGACACUAAAAAAUACAGAGGCCAGUAUGACCUCGACCCUAGAGUAGCGUUCACGGACGACUACCCCGUCACGCAGCCGGAAGACUGGCUUAUGGCUAAUGGCGACGUCGACGUCGACGAGGAAGAUGACGACGAUGAAGACUUUCCAUUUGCAAAGCCCGGUGGUGGUGGUGGUGGUGGUGGUGGUGGUGGUGGUGGUGGAGGCCCAACGCCGAAAACACCACACGGGAAAGCACAGGCUCGAUCAUCAUACAGCACAACGGCAGGUGCUCCCCAAGAUACACCCUUCAAGGGCUUCGUGUUCGGUCUCAAUGCUGGAGCGUCUACUCGUAACUUCUUCGAUGCCCCUGAUGAAGACUACGAGAUGGUCGACAGACCCGAACCCCGGCUUGUCUCUUUCAAGCAGAGUAAGAUGCGUGAGGCUAUGGAAGAUGAAAUGCCGGACCGACAAGAUGGCAGACCUGAACCUCCACAUGGCUUUGUUAAGAGCAGUCAAUUACGCCAGGCUAUGGAAGAUGGAAUGAUGGGCUAG
Aureobasidium namibiae CBS 147.97 is the source of this 1617-nucleotide messenger RNA. Its product is annotated as kinase-like protein. Lineage: Eukaryota; Fungi; Ascomycota; Dothideomycetes; Dothideales; Saccotheciaceae. The transcript has 6 exons. Bases 1 to 1617 code for a protein of 538 amino acids. Gene Ontology annotation, molecular function: protein kinase activity; ATP binding. The record is from RefSeq and is a predicted model, not a curated record. Gene Ontology annotation, biological process: protein phosphorylation.